GUAUAAUGGCCGUAUUUCCCUAUGGGUUUUCUUUGAUGUGCGGAAUGUUAAUAUGCGUUCCGGAUAUCAUAAAGUGAUAAUGAUUGAUAAUACUUCUGGCMUCUUGAUUCACGUCUUAUCAAUAGUUAGCAAUCUAGUUUAUUAUAUAAUAUAUCUGUGCUUGAUGGAGACUGGAAACACAGAACAAUAAAGUAACAUAGUAAUAAUAACAUAAUAAUGGAAAGUAACCGAACAUACAAAGUUCUUAUCAAACAAACGCUUAUCAGUUAUUCAGUAAUCACUUACUUUUGGUUGGUUCAUGGUUAUCACAUUUUAGUAUUUAUUCAUUGCUUAUCUUAUUUGUCUACGAGUCGCUCUUUGUUGCCUAAUGCUUCUCACUUUCUCAGUUCAGUUCUCACGUGUCUUGUAAUGAAAUUAAGAAUCGAGUAAAAUGAAUAAAAUUGAUCAUUUGGUCGUGGAUACUGCCGGUUUCAUCGACAAAGCACCACUCCAAGACUUCGGUUUGAACAUCUACACUAUUCAAGAAGUGGUGAACGAAGUGACAAAUAAACGUCAAAAAACAGAUCUAUCAGUAUUGCCUUACACUCUCGACAUUAAAACCGUGUUCCCCGAACACAUUCAGUUUGUUGUGGAUUUUUCAAAAAAAACUGGUGACUAUCCGAAUCUAUCUGUUACUGAUAUUAAAGUAAUAGCUUUGGCUUAUCAAAUACACAAGGAAAAUUAUGGUAUAGACAAUUUAAGAACUGAACCAAUUUCUAAAUCAGUUGUGUUUGAAAAGCCGAAAGUUAAUGAAAAUAUUGUUGGAUUUUAUGAUCCAGAUCGUUUGAGUAAUGAUAUGUCAGAUUUGGAUAUCGAUGAUGGGUGGAUUACAGAAGAUAAUUUAAAAGAUAUAAAUAAAAAUAAUGGAGACAAUCUUACUGAACAAGAAACCAAAGUUGGUUGCAUUACCACUGAUUAUGCUGUACAAAAUGUGCUCAAACAAAUAGGCCUCUCUAUUAUUGCUUUAGAUGGCCGUGUGAUUAAAGAAGUUCGAACUUACAUUAGACGCUGUUAUGGAUGUUUUAYGUUGACUUCCAAUAUGACAAGAUUGUUUUGCCCCAAAUGUGGUAACAAAAGCUUAAAACGAGUAGCAGUGUAUUUGGAUGAAAAUGGAAAACAAUGUGUGUACAUUAACGAAAAAAGACCAUUAAAUCUUAAAGGUAAGAAGUUCUCAUUACCUAAACCACAAGGUGGUAAACACGCAGUAAAUCCAAGACUGGUAGAAGAUCAACCAAUGCCACAUCAACGACCAUCUAGGUUGGCUAAAUCUAAAACCAAUGCUUUGGACCCAGAUUAUAUAGCUAAAUCGUCUCCUUUCGCUAUAAAGGAUGUUUAUUCCAAAUCUGCUAUGCUUGGUUUCAAAGGUUCAGUGCAAAAACAAUGGAUGAAAAGGAAUCCUAAUGAAUCCAAUAAAAAAUGUAAGAAAUAAAUUAUGUAUUUGUAAUAAAAACACCAAACUAUUACAA
Molecule: messenger RNA, 1505 nt
Organism: Diuraphis noxia (Russian wheat aphid)
Lineage: Eukaryota; Metazoa; Arthropoda; Insecta; Hemiptera; Aphididae
Product: RNA-binding protein NOB1
Biological process (GO): maturation of SSU-rRNA; ribosomal small subunit biogenesis
Cellular component (GO): preribosome, small subunit precursor
Molecular function (GO): RNA endonuclease activity
Source: RefSeq, a predicted model, not a curated record